CUCGAAGAAACUUAAACGCACUACGACUUCUUGAGCCUUUUUAACUCCACAAACAAAUGGCUCCAAGAACCUCCCUUGCACUCUUCCUUUCUCUCAAUCUCCUCUUUUUCACUUACACCUCUGCAACAUGUUCCAAGUGCCUCCCCACCCCAACUACGCCAACCACCCCAACUACGCCAACCACCCCAAGCUCAGGGACUUGUCCUAGAGAUUCCCUACAGCUCGGUGUUUGCGCCAAUGUGCUCAAGCUAGUGGACCUAACAUUGGGAAACCCACCUGUAAAGCCAUGCUGCUCUCUCAUCCAAGGUUUGGCUGACCUUGAGGCUGCAGUCUGCCUCUGCACUUUGCUCAAGGUUAACAUUCUUGGAAUCAACAUUAACCUUCCCAUCGAUCUCAGCAUACUCCUCAAUGUUUGCGGUAGAAAAGCUCCAACGAAUUUCCAGUGCGCGUAAGUUUAAAUACUUAUAACGUACCUAUAAAAUAAAUGAAUCAUACACUUUAUGAAUUGUGGAACCUAUUGUCUUAUCUUUUGUUUUAUGUACGGUGAUUUUUUUUUUUUAAUCUUUUUGUAUUUUUUUGUAUUGUUUAAAAUGAACGUACGUUCUCAUGCAAUAAUGGAUAACGGGUUUACGUGUGUAAUCGGAAAGUUUGUACUCCUUUUCUUCA
Camelina sativa (false flax) is the source of this 666-nucleotide messenger RNA. Lineage: Eukaryota; Viridiplantae; Streptophyta; Magnoliopsida; Brassicales; Brassicaceae. The record is from RefSeq and is a predicted model, not a curated record.